This is a messenger RNA of Vanrija pseudolonga, 1077 nucleotides long. It is a transcript of the gene RPN13, whose product is annotated as 26S proteasome regulatory subunit RPN13. Bases 14 to 1027 code for a protein of 337 amino acids. NCBI's taxonomy places the organism in Eukaryota, Fungi, Basidiomycota, Tremellomycetes, Trichosporonales, Trichosporonaceae. Gene Ontology annotation, cellular component: nucleus; cytoplasm; proteasome regulatory particle, lid subcomplex. Gene Ontology annotation, molecular function: proteasome binding; endopeptidase activator activity. The transcript is spliced from 5 exons. The record is from RefSeq and is a predicted model, not a curated record.
CACCCACACCACAAUGUCCGCCCUCGUCCAGCUCCCCGCCGGCCGCUCGUUCCGCCGCUCCCAGGAGGCCAAGUGGGUCGACCCGCAGCCCGAGAAGGGCACGAUCGAGCUCUCGCUCGACCAGGGCAUCAUCAACUUUGUCUGGCGCAACGCCGAGACCUCGCGCGCCGAGGACGAACUCCUCAUCUUCCCCGGCGAGGCCGAGUUUGAGCGCGUCGCCAAGGACCCCUCGGGCCGCUCGUUUGUGCUCAAGUUCAACUCGUCGAACCAGGUCCACUUUUUCUGGCUCCAGCGCGGCACGCUCGCCGAGUCGGACGCCCGCGCCGCCAUCGACAUCAACUCGCUCCUCCAGGAUCCGAGCUACCGCGCCGGCUCGGCACCGAUUCCCGCUGACUUCUUCCCUCCCGCCACGCCUGCCCCCAAGACUGAGGGCACGCGCGACAUUCCGGCCACGCCUAGCGCCCCGGCCAAGCCCUCCGCCGCUGCGGCCGCUGCUGGCCUCGCUGCCGGCCUCGCAGGUGCCUCGACUAGCGCUGCUGCCGGUGCCGGUUCGACCGACGCCGACGUCGACACGCGCGCCAUCACCAAGGAAGACGUCAAGAACCAGGACAUGGCGCGCCUUCUCUUCCACUGGGCUGACCAGCACCUCCCCAUCCCCGAGGAAGAAGAGGCCAGCCUCACCGACAUCCUCACGCCCGAGGUCGUCUCGCGCCUCGUCGAGGAACGCCCCGAGCUCGCCAAGUCGCUCGCGCAGCACAUGCCGCCCGACCUCACGCUCCCCGAGGGCACCGACACCAAGGCUGGCCUGCUCCGCGUCGUUGGCACGCCCCAGUUCCGCGACGCCGUCGGCAACCUCGAGAUGGCGCUGCGCAACGGCACGCUCCCCGAGUCGAUGAUGCCGUUCGUCCACCUGCCCGAGGACGCCGCGUGGAGCCUCAAGAACUUCCUCACGGCGCUGCGCGAGGUCAAGGACGGUGACCAGACUCAGGAGCCCGAGGACGGUGACGAGAAGAUGGACACGGAUUAGGUGUAGAUUGUAGAGCAUGAGUCAGUCACUGGAAGAUGCACAGAUCUAGG